UGGUCCUAGGCUACUGUCUUCUUUAUGUAUUCUUUGCAUCAAUAAUGGCAUCCAUCUCACAGCCUCAUCUGCCUGUAGUCUGUAUGCUCCUUCUCCAGGAUCCUUCGUCCCUGCAGCUCGGAUCCUUCAAGUGUUCUUCUCCAGUAGAAGAAGCCUCGAUUUGUAGCAGUUCAGAUCUGUAGCCCCUUGCCUCCUUGAAGGUCAUCAGAAAUGGCGAACCUGCAGAGCCAGCCGAGUCUUGCGAGUACAUUACCAACAAACCUACCGGUGACCUUCAUGAAGGAAAUUACCAGUGAUUUCUCUGUUGAGCGAAUACUUGGCCAAUCUGUUUUUGGAAAAGUUUAUCAGGGGGUUCUUCCAGAAGGGGGCCGCAUGAUUGCUGUGAAGAGGCUUGCUGAAAACGCACCAGUGCCGUCUGGCAUAACAUUUGAAACUGAGGUUACAAAUCUUAUGGCACUUAAACAUCAAAAUAUAGUAGAGCUGGUUCACUACUGCCACGAAUCGCAGAAGAAAGUGGUUCAGCAUAAUGGAAGAUAUGUGAUUGUGGACGUCAUCGAAAGCUGUCUUUGCUACAGAUAUCUACCAAAGGGGAGUCUUGACAACUAUCUUCUUUAUGCAGACACUGCUACAUCAAUAAACUGGGACAUACGGUUCAAGAUAGUUAAGGGGAUCUGCCAGGGUUUACAUUUCCUUCAUAAGGAAUUAGUUUGUGGGCCUCUUAUCCAUAUGAAUCUUGUGCCUAACUCGAUAUGGUUGGAUGACAAUUGGGUGCCAAAGAUUGCUGAUUUUGGACUCUCGAGACUCUUUGGCAAAGAGCAGACCCGGAUGUAUACAGUCAAUGUUAAGGGACAUAAUGGGUACAUAGCUCCGGAAUAUCUAUACAGAGGUGAAAUCUCCACCAUGUCUGACAUAUACAGUUUGGGCAUGAUUAUUCUUGAGAUUACGACCAGAGAGAGGAACUAUUCAGCUUCUGAAGACAGAUCUGCAAGACAGUUCGUCGAAAAUAUACAUCAAAUCUGGAAGACAGAUGAGCAAAUAAUGUACAAGUACCCAUCACUGGAUCCAAAUGGCCUUCAGCAAGUAAAAGCAUGCGUUGUAAUUGGACUGAAGUGUGUCGAAGCUGAUCGGAACAAGAGACCUUCCAUUGAAGAUAUUGUUAAUAAGCUCAAUGGGAGACGUGUACCAAUUUUUGACCAGGUGUGAACAAUUGAAACAUCGUUACAGUUUCAUUGUGUCGUGUUAUGUAUUAAGGAAAAAAUUAUUUCGUGGAUUCACUACUGUAAUUCCCUUCUUUGCCGACUGCCAAAAGCAGUCGGCAAAGGCCCUAAAACAGGUGGCAAAAGAUUUGCCGACUGCUUUACACGUGGCAGUCGACAAAGAACA
Messenger RNA from Sorghum bicolor (sorghum), 1383 nucleotides. Its product is annotated as cysteine-rich receptor-like protein kinase 6. Gene Ontology annotation, molecular function: protein kinase activity; ATP binding. The record is from RefSeq and is a predicted model, not a curated record. The transcript has 6 exons. Lineage: Eukaryota; Viridiplantae; Streptophyta; Magnoliopsida; Poales; Poaceae. The coding region runs from base 211 to 1203 and encodes 330 amino acids. Gene Ontology annotation, biological process: protein phosphorylation.